AUGGUGGGUGCGGGAGCCACCUGCGUCAUCUUCAUUAUUGCAUCGCUAAUCUGCUUCCUCGGCACUAAGGAGAAGGAGACCUUCGAGGAGCCACUCACAGCAUUCUUCGGGGUCGUGCGAAAGAUACUCACUUAUCGGCCCUAUCUGCUGCUCAUGGGGGCCUUUCUCUUCAUGUCCCUGGGCAUUCAA
Dibothriocephalus latus is the source of this 189-nucleotide messenger RNA. The record is from the annotation of a GenBank genome assembly. NCBI's taxonomy places the organism in Eukaryota, Metazoa, Platyhelminthes, Cestoda, Diphyllobothriidea, Diphyllobothriidae.